Molecule: messenger RNA, 2553 nt
Organism: Etheostoma cragini (Arkansas darter)
Lineage: Eukaryota; Metazoa; Chordata; Actinopteri; Perciformes; Percidae
Gene: tnfrsf11a
Product: tumor necrosis factor receptor superfamily, member 11a, NFKB activator
Exons: 10
Coding region: 271-2280 (669 amino acids)
Biological process (GO): multinuclear osteoclast differentiation; lymph node development; ossification
Cellular component (GO): external side of plasma membrane
Molecular function (GO): cytokine binding; tumor necrosis factor receptor activity
Source: RefSeq, a predicted model, not a curated record
GUUGCAUGCAGCUUCCUCCACAACGCGUGGGUGAAAGCCAGAGGAAGAUGAGAGGAGAAGAAAGGUGGGAACUGCAGCUGCCUUACCGGGAAUGAAGGCGCAAGAAUGCCCUGUGAGACGGUGUGGAGGCUCCGCCGCAUUUAUGCACACAAGAAGAAGUGAUUUACUGUAAGCAAAUCUGAAGAAGAAUUGGAUCUCGGUAUUAAGAGUCGUCAUCUUGGCUGAGAAAGAAAAGUUUGUCUCAAAAGUAGUUCUCACUAACCAGCAGAGAUGAGACUGAACUUUUCUACAAGAUGGAUAGUCCGAGGCUGGACAACAUGCGUCCUCGUCACCUUUUACGCACAGAAUGCUGUCCCCAAAUCUCUCCAGUGUGAGGAAACACAUUAUUAUAAAAGCUCCAGAUGCUGCAACAAGUGUGAACCAGGCUUCCGUGUGUUAAAGGACUGUACCGAUUCCCACAAGACUAUAUGUGUUAAAUGUAAUCUUGGAGAAUACCAGCCCGGCUUGACUGAAAACACGCGCUGUCUACAGCAAAAGUUCUGUGACCCAGGUAAGGGGUUUAUGGAGAGGCCUGAAAACCUUGUGGCAGAGGAGCCGUGUCGCUGCCCUGCCGGUUUCCAGUGCCACCCCAUCAACUGUGAGUACUGUGAGAGGAUACCCACCUGCAGUGCUGGAUAUGGACUUGAGGUGGACCCUGACUCUACUAACGAAAGGCAGACAUGUGUUGCAUGUAAGAAAGGCUUCUUCUCUGCUGACAACACUGCCGAACAAUGCCGACAAUGGACUAAUUGUAAGGCUGAGGGCCGGAAUGAAACACGGCCAGGGAGCGCUCAGGCUGAUGCAGUGUGUGGACCACUUACCUCUGGGAAGACAGGUGCAGCACCCUCCUGGGUUAUCGUUUCAAUGCUCUCAGUCAUCACAGUUCUGUGUCUCCUUAUCCUGCUCCUCUUCUGCUACAAGGACAAACUAAAAUUACUCUCUGUAAAUCUGCGGUCCUGUGUCCAGAAUCUAAAGAGGACUAGGAUACAACAGGAUACCUUGGCCCCUCUUUACCACAGUGGAUCAGGAGGAACAGGAGCAGGCCCCAAAGGUUCUCCAUGUGAGAUGACCAAACUCAUCUGCCAAGCACCCCACAGCCCCGCUGAUGAGCUCCCAUGCAUCUUCCCCACUUCUGUUCCCGAUGUCAGGGUGUCACUGCCAUUCUUGGGGGAAAUGAAAGAGGAAGAAGGGAACAAUGGGAAGACUGUGAUGGCAGAUCAGAGGAAAGGGUCUGGAGAACCUGAGGAGGUGUCAGAAGAGGAGGAGGUUGUGAGUGUGUCUCCUCUUUUGGCAGGUUCCUGUGUGUGCGUCAUUCCCGUCCUUGAGCCAUUGGAAGUAGGGGAGAAUGAGGACUGUAGCCAGGCUGUCAGCCCAGGGACUCCAGGAACCUGCUCGUGUGGCGGGCUAGACGGAGAAAGGGAUGGAUAUGAGAGUGGGAAAGAGGAGAAAAGUGGGAGUAUAAGAGCAGACAAUAGUGGAGAAAGUGGUGAGGGAAAUCAAACAAAGAGGGUUUUGUCCAAGAGUGAGACAGGUGUUACAUCUCUUGUCUCCCUUUCUCCUCGACUCCUCCACACCUCCUCCGUAAUCCCUCCAUCCAGUCCACUGCCUGAACUCUGCCUGCCGUUGUCUCAGGCUCAGGUGAGAGCAGAGUUCAAACCUCAGCUGACUGACAGCUCACUGGUAAAACAGGAGGAAUUAUACAGACUGGCAAGCACAGACUCCACCUCAACAGAGAACUGUACCAUCUCUUCCAUGACCUCGGUCAGCCCCUUGAUGACUUCCUCUUCUGAUGGCGAUCUCUACCUGGACAAGCCCCCUGAAGACUUGAGCCUGGAGCAAGGCCAGGGACUUUCCUGGGGGGAUAACAGGGGAAACAAGCUCUCCUCUGGGGAGUCAGAAUUGGAGUGCUCACCUGAGAGCCUCCAUAGUCAGCUGGCUGAACCAACUCUUACCUUAGGUCAGGUGUCUGGGAACCACAACAAAACCUUCAUCUCCAGCGGUCAGGUGAUGAACUUUAGUGGGGAUGUCAUCGUCGUCCAUGUCAGCCAGACGUCUCUUGGCAGUGACGGGGCAGAGCAAGACGAUGCGUUUGGGAGACCUGUCCAAGAAGAGUCCAAUGAGACAGCCCCAUUUUUCCAAAACAGCCUGAGGUUACAAAUGGACUCCAUUUGCCAAAGCACCUUACAAGAUAAUACACUGCUGGUCAAGGGAAUGGUGGAAGCGUGUCCUCUGGGAAAGUGAAAAGUGACUAAUGGCUGUUUAUGACAUACUUUUUCAAAUCAUUUUUUUUACUCUGUUGUUUUCAUAUAUUACACACUACGGGCCAAAAUACACACACUCACAAACAACACAUAGACACCAAUUAAUGGCGAGAUGUCAGAGCGAUGGGGCUGCCCAAUGACAACAGCUGGAGGUUUGGUGCCUUGCUCCUGGGCAAGCCAAGUCCUCAUGGACCCCUACAUUACAGUACAGUGACCAUCUCAAAAAGCCACAGUUUGACAAUGUAAAAAUGAC